UAUUGGUCUAAUUUGUUUAUUCAAUCCUUGGGCCGGGGUUGGAGUCUUCAACCUCACCUUAACCCCUUUUUCUCCCUUUCUUUUUUGUUUAUUACCUUAUCUCUUUCCCAUCCAUUUAGCUACCUAGCUAGGGUUGUUAAUUUGUUGGAUGACGAACCGGUGGUGGGCGGAGAGCGGCGGCGGUCUACCUGAGGCUGCGGGGCUGGACUCGAUCAGGAAACCGGAUCUGAGCGAGAGCGAGGAGGCCAAGGAGGGGGCGGUGGAGGCGCCGGCGCGGCGGGCCAGGGGGAGGCCGGCGGGGUCGAAGAACAAGCCGAAGCCGCCGAUCUUCGUCACGCGCGACAGCCCCAACGCGCUGCGGAGCCACGUGCUCGAGGUGGCCAGCGGCUCCGACGUGGCCGACUCCAUCGCGCAGUUCGCGCGGCGCAGGCAGCGGGGCGUCUGCGUGCUCAGCGCCAAUGGAGCAGUGGCCGACGUCACCCUCAGGCAGCCCUCCGUCGCGCUGCCCGGCCGCUUCGAGAUACUGUCCCUCACCGGAUCGUUCCUGCCGGGGCCCUCGCCGCCAGGGUCCACGGGGCUGACCGUGUACCUGGCUGGCGGGCAGGGGCAGGUGCUGGGGGGCAGCGUGCUCGGGGCCUUGGUGGCCGCGGGGCCGGUCAUGGUGAUCGCCUCCACCUUCUCGAAUGCGGUGUACGAGAGGCUGCCGCUCGGGGAGGACGAGGAGGGGGAGGAGGAAGCUGCGGUGGAGCAAGGUGGGAUGCAAGGUGAAGUAGGUGGGUAUAAUAAUAUGGCGCCGGGCUUGCUUCAUAAUGGUGGACAAAUGAGCAAUGAAAACUAUGCUAAUUGGAGUCAUGGCCGCAGUCCAUACUAGGUAAUUCAUUGUUGUUAUUAAGUGUGUGUGUGUGUGACUUUGAUUAGUUCAUAAUGUAAUUUGCAAUCCAUGUCAUGUGUUUUGAUUUGAUAAAUUGGAGGGGAAUGUAUCAUAGCAAUUUAGUUAAAUUGAGGUUUGUAUGUGAAUAAUUUGCCAUCAAGAAACGCUUAAUUGGCCUCU
Messenger RNA from Salvia hispanica, 1051 nucleotides. The record is from RefSeq and is a predicted model, not a curated record. NCBI's taxonomy places the organism in Eukaryota, Viridiplantae, Streptophyta, Magnoliopsida, Lamiales, Lamiaceae.